Molecule: messenger RNA, 1158 nt
Organism: Dioszegia hungarica
Lineage: Eukaryota; Fungi; Basidiomycota; Tremellomycetes; Tremellales; Bulleribasidiaceae
Product: Gtr1/RagA G protein conserved region-domain-containing protein
Exons: 8
Coding region: 1-1158 (385 amino acids)
Biological process (GO): positive regulation of TOR signaling; cellular response to amino acid stimulus; cellular response to starvation
Cellular component (GO): nucleus; fungal-type vacuole membrane; Gtr1-Gtr2 GTPase complex
Molecular function (GO): GTP binding; GTPase activity
Source: RefSeq, a predicted model, not a curated record
AUGUCAGCAGCAGCCAGACGGAGCAAGCUCCUAUUGAUGGGGAAAUCAGGAAGCGGCAAGACGUCUAUGCGCUCUGUUAUAUUCUCGAAUUACAGCGCAAAGGAUACUCGGAGACUGGGCGCCACUAUUGAUGUCGACCAGUCCACGGUCCGCUUCCUCGGCUCUCUGGUCUUGAAUCUUUGGGACUGCGGCGGCCAGAAUGCCUUUGUCGACAACUACCUCACCGCCCAACAAAGCACCAUCUUUGCCAACGUCGCCGUCCUGAUCUACGUCUUUGACAUCACGUCCACCGAAUGGGAAGCCGACCUGAAAUACUUUGACGAGAUCCUGACUGCCCUUCGGGAAAAUAGCGGCGAUGCGGGAGUUUGGGUGCUCAUCAACAAGAUGGAUCUGGCGGACAAGGAGGAUCCGGCGAGAAAGAAGUAUGAGGAGCGCAAGGCGGACGUUAUCGCUGUGGAGGAAAGAAUACGGAGGGAGCGGAAAGAAAAGGCAGAGAAGAGCGGGAAGAAGAUACCUGAAGGAGAAGAGGGAGGGAGUAUACGGUGCUUUGCGACCAGUAUAUGGGAUGAGAGCCUGUACAAGGCUUGGUCAUCCAUAGUGCACACGCUCAUUCCAAAUAUCGGCCUGAUCACCUCCCACCUCACAUUCCUGCGGGAUCUCUGCCUCGCCGCCGAGGUCGUCGUCUUCGAGACCGAGACCUUCUUGGUAAUAGCCAAAUCUGGAACGCCGCUGGAUACGGACCCGUCCGAGCUGGACGUAGCGGAGACGGAGUCGGGAAUAGGCAAGCUGGACAGGCAGCGCUUUGAGAAGAUCAGCGAGAUCGUCAAGGGUUUCAGGAAGACUUGCCAGCGAACAGGCGAGCAAUGGCUAGGCUUUGAGAGCACCUUUGACCAGUGUAGCGUGAUUGUCGAGCCGAUGACUCGCAACUCCUUCGUCCUCGUCGUCUCCAACGACUCCAGAAUAGAAACGGCAAUGCUGCAGUACAAUCUCAACAUGGCUCGAAACCACUUUUCAGAAUUCUCACAAAAGCCAAGCCUGGAUCGCAAGUGCGGGUUGUGCAGGGGAUCCAAAGAGCUCAAGUAUGAGGCGGAGGGGGACGAUGAUCCGAGCGUGAUGGCGUGGGAUGAUUGUGGCAGGGGGUUGCAACUGCUCGGAUGA